ACGGCAUCGAGGGAGGGAGGCAGGUGCGCACGCUCUCUCCACGCACGGGGUGUCUCACAGGCAAAGAGAUAAACACAAAAAAAAACGUCGACUCGGAAACGUUGCUGUGAGAGAACGUUCCCAAGAGCUCUGGCUUAAAGCAGCUGAUAUAUAAGUGAUCCCAGAUGUGGGGAUAAGUGACUCAACAACCAUAAACCUUAGAUGGAUAUUUUUUAAGGAUUUAUAUGCGUCGUUUAGGAGUUUCUGAGAGAAAUAUUCCGUCACAAAAGUUCCCGUUCUUGAAGGAGAACCUGAUCUGAAGUGGAUCCAGUGAACAACAUUCUUCCUCCGUGAACAUCAGAAUCUCCUUUUAUGUCAAACGAAACAACAGAACAAGGAUCUUGACUAUUUAAAGCAGGAGACAAAGAAAACGAGGAAUUACGUCACAAAAAGGCUGUAAUGGUCACAAGGACAAGAUGACAGUCAAACUCCUGCAGGCGCUGACGGUCCUGCUCGCCCUCCUAAGCACGGCGAUUUGCACGGACCAGGUACGACAGCAUCCAGCGGAGAUGAAGCCACGGGAAGUUCACUCGCUCAACACGGAUGCCACUUCCACCGGCUGGAUCAGAUGGUCAGCUGCCGAGGCUUGAACACGUCGCAGCUGACGGAGGCGCUGACGGAGUACGGAGAGCGGGUGAAGCAAGCUGAGGUUUCUCUCGAGGGGAACGGAACCAGGGAUGAGUCAGAUGCCGCCGUGCCCUCCCCGCACCUUCGGGAACUGUCCCUGUUCUACUGCCGGAUCCCCAAGCUGACGCAGCAAGCCCUAGGACCUCCUGACGGCGGUUCGCUGGAGAUCAUCAGCAUCGUCAGCUCAGGCGUGGAAGAGAUCCUACCCGAUGCCCUGGCAACCUCCUCGGGGGCGUGCCGCGGGCGGUGGCCAACCUGACGAGGCUGGAGGUGCUGGAUCUCCGCCAUAACCGAAUUAAUCACCUCCCUGAGGGAACGCUGCUCUUCAACCUUCAUCGCCUUCGUCAGCUGCAUCUCGAUCACAAUCUGCUUGGGCAGAUCGCUAAUGCUCAGGCGCGUCUGGGCACCUCCUCCUCGGGGCUGAGUCUGAGCGUGUUCAACCUGGAGCCCUUGAGAACCUCCCUCAGGCACCUGACCCUCGCCCACAACGCCAUCAGCGCCUUCCCCGAGCAGUUCUCGAGGCCCUUCGACAGGCUCACGAGCCUGGACCUUUCGUCGAACAGGAUUUCGAAAGUCCUUCGAGGGGCCUUCGUCAGGAUGCCUCGCCUCCAGUUCCUUGACCUGAGUGACAACCUCCUUUAUGCCUUCGACCCCAGGAACCUCUCCAGCUCGCUGCUUGAUCUCAAUCUCGCUGGCAACCCUUGGUCUUGUGACUGCGACUCCUUGUGGCUUCUGAAGAAACUAGACGGCAGUUCCUCACCAGCGGUCACGUCGCCUGCGUGCGCCUCGCCGCUCCACCUCCGCCACAGGCCCGUGACGUCACUCAAAGAGGCGGACGUGUGCCCGGCGGAGGAGACGGACAACCACAGCCGGGUGGUGUACGUGGGCGACGACGUGGACGGGGAGCUGGCCCACGCCCUGGACGCGCUCCACCUCCUCAACGUGACGGCCCUGAACCACCAGGCGCUCCUCGUCUCCUGGAGGGUCGAGGCGCAGUUUUACGCCUCCGCUCGCAGGGACCCUGACUCUGCGCCCCUCUCGUGGGCCAUCACCCUCCGCCAGGCCGACGAGGACCCGCGGCUGGCGGGCCCCACCAAGAUGCGGCUCGAGAGGUACAAGGCCGAGAGGGCCGACUGGGUCCCCGGCGAGUCGCUCUUCACGGAGGUCCUCCACGGGCUGCAGGAGGACACGCGCUACACCUUCUGCCUCACGCCCAUCCAGGACCACCGCCUCUUCACGCGGCCCGACCACUGCCUCAACGCCAAGACGCUUACCAGAGCUCAGCUGCGCGCCUCAGGUCGUGCCGUUCGUGACCGCCGAGGAUUACGUCGCAGAGACAGAGAGGGUGGUCAUCGCACGUGAGGCGCGGCGGGUCAGCAUGUCCUGGAACGUCACGAUCCAAGCCAGGGGCCUCCUGCAGGGAAAGCGAGAGGCCAUGGUGCUCCGUCCGCUCGGCUGGAAGAUCCUGUACCGCCGCUUCGGGGACGAGAACGAGACGGAGGUGGUGCUGGUGAGCCGCGGCGGGGAGCCCGUGCAGAACUUCACCAACCACUACACUGUGGAGGGGCUGGAUCCUGGCACUGCCUACGUGUUCUGCUUCAACUCCCUCACAGACUUACAGGUCGCAGAGUCUCUUAAAACUGACGGAGAGACCGCGGCGAAGGACAUGACCUCUGAGGCGCUGCCCCAUCAACAUGUGCCUCGCGACCCCGACGUCCUAAGGACAGCUGCAAGAGGUCGCAGCGUACAGUCUGGCGCUGAAUCUCAAGUGGUAGGUGGUAAAAAUCCUGCCGGAGCUCUUCCUCCCCCGCCUUCGCCCCCCAGAGCACCAGCGAAUGAAGACUCUCUGAGAUUCACGCCGCCUUCCCCCCCAAAUGCGCCGCCGCUGCCGACCCCGCAGCGCCCAGGCACCAGCUCCUUCCCGUCCAACUUCCCCCCCGUGCCUGCCCUUCCCCCGCACCCCAGCAACCGGCCCCCUCGCCCUCCCGCCCCUGAGCCCGGCACCACCUUCGUGUACACGAGCACGGGGCAGAGGAUCGCCGUGCCUCUCUCUUCGGGCUCGCCCUUCAACCUGCCGACGGUGGUGAACCCCAACUUCAGCCCCAGGAACGUUCCUCCGCCGCCGAUCCCAUCCCUGCCGCCCACGACGCCGCGUCAGAGGUUCAUAUACGAGUUCAACGAAGAGGAACGGCCGUCGGAGCAGUCCUUCACGUACGACUUCACGACUGAGAGCACGACCACCACAGAAAAGCCGGAGGGACAGAGGUUCACGUACGUCACGCGGCGUAGGAGGUCCGUGGCGGAGGAGGAAUCUAACACUUCCUACAUGAAGCUGCUGGAGUCGGGCGUGACGCAGUAUUGUGAGGAGGUCGUCACUCUGAGAGACGAUGACGUCAUCACGCCCGUGGCCAUUGCCACCACUGUGUCCACUUCCACCACCGUCGUCGUGGCCAUCCUGCGUCGCAAGAAGCCCAGCUGGAAGGAGCGAGCCGCCGCCAACACUCGCAAAAUCAGCACGAUCUCCUCGCCGACGCCCGUCUCCGUGUACUCCCGCAGCAACUCCGUGGCCAACGGCGUCGUGAAUGGGGAGGGCAGGUCGGGAGGCCUCAAGAGCGCCCCCGCGCCCAUUUCUCCGAGGAAGGGUCUGGAAGGUCUCAACGGCUUUCAGGGGAAAACAGCUCGGUCUGUGUCGGUCACCUCGAGCUCCGGCUACCUCACGCCCCUCCCGGGACAGGGAAAUAAUCCCCAGGACCCCGAGGCUAUGUUCAGCGAAGCCAAAUCUUACCUGCCGAGCCAGAAAGCCUACCUCAAUUCCGUGAAGGACCGCUUGCUGCAGCAACACAAAGACUUACAGGACUUCCACCCCGGCUACGACAUUCCCCCGACAUCCUCCUCCAAGGCCUUCUUGGGUUACGACUACCCUCACCCAACGCCCGUGAACCCCAUCGGGAGCCAGAGCGACGGUCGCGCCAAGUCGGGAGGAGUGAGGUCUCUGCCGACGCCGUCGCCCUCCAGCAGCGACUCCAACUACAACGCUUCAAUCGGCAGCGGCGUCGACCCUCCCCGACCCCACGUCAAUCUUAACAUCCCCCUUAAGCAGGCCAAGAGCUCAGACAUCAACAAAAGCCUCGACUUUAACUCCAGCGCCGAGACGAGUCAAAGUCUCGACUACAACUACAUUGCCCCGGAAGACGUGACCAGCAGACCCCGCACCUUCGUCAAGCAUGUCCCGGGGAAAUCCAACCACCGCAGGUUUGGUUACCCGCAGCGAGUGCACGAGGACCAAACGACCCAACAGAGAACCCCAUACGACUCAGCGAAUGCGUGCACGAUCCAGCACAGUCGCUCAGUGCCAGAUCUAGUGAAUGCUGAAAGCGAGUCGGCUCAUUUACCUGCGGCAACGCGACUCAACCUUCUGAUCAGCAGUCAGACUGAGAGCAACCCUUCAGCGCCUCCCAGAGACGGCCAGCCCUCGGCCCAGCCCUCGUCCUUGCCUCCCAGCUACGACCCCAACGUGAUGGCGGAGGUCAACGGUUACGUCAACGUCCCUCUGCCACAGGGGGAGGACAGGAACAAGGACCGCGACGUCUACCACACCUGGGGCAGCUCCAGCCAGGGCAAGUCCCGGAGUCGUCCCAGUCUCGGGGAUAUUGUCCUCACAGGCGGAACCCUGAUCGAAGUUCCCGAAGGAUACGUGAUACCGAAACCUCCCAAACCCACGAGAACGGUGAGGUUGCUCGUUCCUGGCGAGGAGAAGGCUGGGCGGACGGAACACCCGGCGAAGGAGACGUCCGCAGGGGAGGAACAAACGGGGAAAGCUCUCCCUCCUCCUCCUCUGCCGACGAAGGGGUCCCUGCAGGAGGAGAAGAAGGGGAAGAAGAUCACCCUUCCCCCUCUCUCCUUGUCUGCCGAGUCCGACACUUCGUCCAAAGAGGAAGAAAACGUAAGUCAGAUCACGCACCUGGUCACACCCGAGCUGCAACCUGAACAUGUGGUCGUGAGCACCGGUCUGGCCGUCUAGUUAGUGUGGUCGUUAGUGUGACCAAGGAUUAGCCGGAGUUGCGUCAUGCACAACCCGAAAGACGUUUAUUCAGAACAUGUGGCAAAGGAGUAUCUUAUAUGCCCCAGUCUUUUAUAGUGAAGUUGUGUUGUAACGGGUAUUCUGUGAUUGAAUUUUGAGAGUUGGAUUGUUAAGCACAGUACGAAGAAGGGAGUGCCACCUCGAG
Penaeus monodon (black tiger shrimp) is the source of this 4892-nucleotide messenger RNA. RefSeq lists its product as uncharacterized. The record is from RefSeq and is a predicted model, not a curated record. Lineage: Eukaryota; Metazoa; Arthropoda; Malacostraca; Decapoda; Penaeidae. Gene Ontology annotation, molecular function: protein binding.